AUGUCUGAACUGAUAGAAGGUCUUCCAGACGCUGUUGCCAUCAGGUGCAUUGCACGGGUUCCUUUCUACCUCCACCCCAAGUUAGAGCUUGUUUCUCGUUCAUGGCGAGCUGCCGUGCGUAGCCCCGAGCUGUUUAAAGCCCGACAGGAGGUUGGUUCAGCAGAGGAUCUGCUAUGUGUGUGCGCAUUUGAUCCUGAGAAUUUGUGGCAGCUUUAUGACCCCCUCCGAGACCUUUGGAUUACCCUUCCUGUUCUCCCUUCUAAAAUCAGGCACCUUGCCCACUUUGGUGUUGUCUGUAGUGCAGGAAAGCUAUUUGUGCUUGGUGGUGGUAGUGAUGCUGUUGACCCAUUAACUGGUGAUCAAGAUGGAAGCUUUGCAACAAAUGAAGUCUGGUCAUAUGACCCUGUAUUACGACAAUGGGCAUCACGUGCAUCUAUGCUUGUGCCCCGUGCAAUGUUUGCAUGCUGUGCUUUGAAUGGAAAAAUUGUUGUUGCAGGUGGUUUCACCAGCUGCCGAAAAUCAAUAUCGCUAGCAGAAAUGUAUGAUCCAGAGAAGGAUGUUUGGAUCCCGAUACCUGAUCUCCACCGGACUCACAAUUCAGCAUGCUCUGGAGUAGUUAUUGGGGGAAAGUUGCACGUCUUGCAUAGGGGCUUGUCAACAGUACAAGUUCUGGAAAAUGUAGGGUCUGGGUGGACAGUUGAGGACUAUGGUUGGCUCCAAGGUCCCAUGGCAGUUGUUCAUGAUGCUGUCUAUGUGAUGAGCCAUUGGCUAAUUUUCAAGCAGGAAGGGAAAACCAGGAAAGUGGUGGUUUCAGCAUCUGAGUUCCGGAAAAGGAUUGGAUUUGCUAUGACGGGGCUAGGAGAUGACAUAUAUGUGAUAGGAGGGGUGAUUGGCCCAGAUCAAUGGAAUUGGGAUAUCAAGCCAAUGUCUGGUGUUGAUAUCUUAACUGUUGGGGGUGACAGACCUACAUGGCGCCAGGCAACUCCAAUGACUAGGUGCCGAGGAACAAUCCUAGGAUGUACACAGCUGAGAAUUUAA
This is a messenger RNA of Dovyalis caffra, 1038 nucleotides long. NCBI's taxonomy places the organism in Eukaryota, Viridiplantae, Streptophyta, Magnoliopsida, Malpighiales, Salicaceae. The record is from the annotation of a GenBank genome assembly.